Molecule: messenger RNA, 203 nt
Organism: Meloidogyne enterolobii
Lineage: Eukaryota; Metazoa; Nematoda; Chromadorea; Rhabditida; Meloidogynidae
Source: the annotation of a GenBank genome assembly
UAUUUAAACUUCAAAAAAUGGAGCAAGCUCGAAUGACUGUUCAUCAACUUCGACAAGAGGCAAAUAUUAAUCGCAAAAAAGUGUCAGAUGUUGCAAGAGAUCUAAUUGACUUUUGUGAAACCAAGAAAAAUGAAGAUCGCUUAAUUACUGGACCAAUAGGACCCAAUCCUUUUCAAGAAAAGAAAUCUUGUUCAUUGCUUUGA